AUUUUUCAGAUACAAACCAUACUGCAAAUUUUUUAACUAAUGAAAUUCAAAAAGUUCUUAUUGAUAUUGAAGUUAAAAAGUUUAUUAGUAUAGUAACAGAUGCAGAAUCAAAUAUUAAUUUA
Molecule: messenger RNA, 122 nt
Organism: Dentiscutata erythropus
Lineage: Eukaryota; Fungi; Glomeromycota; Glomeromycetes; Diversisporales; Gigasporaceae
Source: the annotation of a GenBank genome assembly